Messenger RNA from Chrysemys picta bellii (western painted turtle), 3578 nucleotides. It is a transcript of the gene G6PC2, whose product is annotated as glucose-6-phosphatase catalytic subunit 2. NCBI's taxonomy places the organism in Eukaryota, Metazoa, Chordata, Testudines, Emydidae. The record is from RefSeq and is a predicted model, not a curated record. Gene Ontology annotation, biological process: glucose 6-phosphate metabolic process; gluconeogenesis. Gene Ontology annotation, cellular component: membrane. Gene Ontology annotation, molecular function: glucose-6-phosphatase activity.
CAAGUCUAAGCCAGCCCUGGCAACCACAUUAAAAUUGGAUUGCGACCCACAGUUGGAGAACCGCUGCUCUAGCCUGAGCCCAAACGUCUAAACUGCAAUUUAAUAGCCCCCGAGUCAGUUGCAGCUGUGCUGUGGGUCUUUUAUUGCAGUAUAGGCAUACCCAUAGGGGCCAAACGUUAAUGAGAGUCUUUCUAUUACUGAUUUCAGUAGGCGUUGGAUUGGGCCUUUAGUUCUGCCUAUUCAUUAGGUACAUAGGUCAGAGCUAGAGUUUUGGUUCAGGUCCACUUUUUGUUUCCUCAGAGAAAGUAUAUAUUUAAACAUUAAAAAACAGCUUCUGCAAAAUAUUACUUGUUUAAGAUCUACUAUCCCUUUAUUGCAUUCAUAUUAGACUAUGCAAAAGAAUUUAAGGAUGCAGAAGGUUAUGCUUGAGUUGCUUUGGCAGAGUAGACUGCAUAGCCCCUGCUUUAUCCUCUGAAUCACUCCAGUCAAUACCAUCAUUAUUCUGUGUUAAUUCAUACCAAAAAAAUCCAUCCUCAAUGUGUCCUCAGUUAACAUGGUAUCUUGUGUAAAGGAAAUAAAUAAUUAUUUUUUCAACUCUUUGGGAAAAGUAUCACUUUAGAAAGCAACCUGUCAUUUAAAAUUCUUUUUUUAAUUUAUGUCUGCUGAUUGGAUUUAAUCACAAUUUAAAACAUGUGUCGUGCUAAGUAAUAAAUACAGCAAUAUAGCCACAUUCUAUUUCAAAUUAAAAUGCACAAAUUUAAUGACUCUUCUGCUUAGACCAAUUAAUCAUGAAUUCUUUCUAGUCUUUAUAAGGGCAACACUUAAUCAAGCAUACAAAUUACUAGUGUCCAUCCUUCAGAGAAAUGAACUGUGUUAAAAUUCAAGCAAACAUUUUCCAACUGUUCAUACAAAGGGUUGCAUAAGACAGUCAUUGUGUUGCGACAAAACUUUCCCCAUGAUUUGCUGCUGAUCAGCAUAUACUUCACCUCUUUUCCUCCAAUUAAAAAUUGCAAACAGAAAAGCUUUCCAGCACUAACAGACCCACGUGUCUCCUCAUAGAUGCGGAAAGUCACAUGUUUCAGGAAUGGCCAGACACCCCACUCUGCUACAAUAUAAAAGCAAUGUUAGUCAUUGUCUCUCAUUUUUAAUAGCUCUCCUUUCAUGGUUCUAAUUUUGCCAUUAGGAACUAAACAUUACGGGAACUUUCCUUUUUAGCAUAGUGUAACCGAUAAAGAUGGAUCUCCUUCAUAGUAAUGGUGUGCUUAUAAUUCAGCAUUUACAGAAGGAUUACAGAUCUUACCAUGACUUUCUAAAUUUAAUGUCACAAGUAGGAGAUCCCCGGAAUAUAUUUUUAAUUUAUUUUCCUCUUUGGUUCCAACUUAACCAAGUGGUUGGUACUAAAAUGAUAUGGGUGGCAGUCAUUGGAGAUUGGUUCAACCUCAUAUUUAAAUGGAUUUUAUUUGGCCAUCGUCCAUAUUGGUGGGUCCAAGAAACAAUGAUCUAUCCCAAUCAAUCGAGCCCAUGUCUUGAACAAUUUCCUAUAACAUGUGAAACUGGGCCAGGAAGCCCAUCUGGCCACGCCAUGGGAUCUUCUUGUGUCUGGUAUGUAAUGGUAACAGCAGCACUUAGCUACACAGUGAGGUGGAAAGAUGAAUCCGCAAUUACACUGCACAGACUUACCUGGUCAUUCCUCUGGAGUGUGUUUUGGAUUAUUCAGAUCAGUGUGUGUCUCUCUAGAGUAUUCAUAGCAACACAUUUCCCACAUCAAGUUAUUCUUGGAGUAAUUGGUGGAAUGCUUGUUGCUGAAGCAUUUGAACAUACCCCUGCUAUCCAGACAGCGAGUUUGAGAACGUACAUCAAGACAAAUUUGUUUCUCUUCAUCUUUGCUCUUGGCUUUUACCUGCUUCUCAAACUUAUUGAUGUUGAUCUUCUAUGGUCCGUUCCAAAGGCAAAGAAAUGGUGUGCCAAUCCAGACUGGAUAAACAUUGACACAACUCCAUUUGCUGGACUGGUGAGAAAUUUAGGUGCACUCUUUGGGUUAGGUCUUGGCAUUAAUUCUGAAAUGUUCAUCAUGAGCUGUAAAGGUACAAAUGGAUAUAAGACGAGUUUCAGACUACUGUGCAUAGCUGCUUCUUUAGUUACCUUGCAGCUGUUUGAUUUUAUCAAGUUACCCACACACACCGAGUAUUUGUUUUAUGUUCUUUCUUUUUGUAAAAGUGCAGCCAUACCUCUUACUGUAGUUGCCUUGAUUCCAUACUGCAUACACUUGUUAAUGAGGCCAACUGAAAAGAAGUUAAAUUAGAUGAACUUUCAAAAUAGUCUGAAAAAAUGUGGAUGCAUUUAGAUACAAGUGGUUUCUGUGACUCCAUUCUGAACAGUGGUGUGUGUCACUGUGUGUUUGAUGUGCUCCCGGUAAGUCCCAUGCCCAAAGGCAGUACAUCCAGGAAUGACACUGUCAUGUCACAACCACUGAUUGGCUUGCAUUUUGACUUCAUUCCCAGAAGUACUGCAAGGAUUGACAAUGCAGCAUGGCUGCCUAACACCACUGCGGGUAUGCACAUGUUUUGAUGCGUGUUGGGAUUAGCCACAGCUUGUAGAUUUUCUAGUUCUUAUACACUUUCAGUUGGAUGGUGCUUCAUCUCCCAUAUCAUCAUUCCACUUUCCAUUUUAUAUAUAUAAAUGCUGCAUGUUAAUCUGCUGGAAAAUUAGGUGUGAUAAAAUCACACUAAUUCAACUACAUGAAUACAGCCAUGUAGUGUGGUGAAGUUCUGCAUAGUUUGCCAAACUUUAGAUUUAACUUAGUGUUUUCUGAGUGAAGCAUCUUCUGACUGAGUCAGGAAAGAAGAAGAAAAUAUUUUUAAAAAGAUUAGUCUGAAAUAAUGUAAUUUCAGUCCACUUGAUUCUAUUUCUAGGGCUAUUGACAGAGCAGAUAACUUUGUAUUGAUACGUUGCUUUUUGUAUUUUUCUUUCAAAAAUAGCUAAAUGCAAAAUCUUGAAAUGAAAAGGCAAUAAAUUCUAUUUACUAAAACUACUAUACAUUUAACUUUGUGGAAAUUCAUGAACAUAGCGCAUUUAAAGCAGUGUUAUUUGGGUAUGCAUCUGCACAGAGUAACUGCAGAAAGUCAUACAGUGUGAAUUCAUGUAAUCUCAACACACCUCCUAGUGUGCUAUGCAUGCUCCUGUCUUUCCAACGUAAAUCAGUCUAAUAAUCUCAUUUAAAGAGUACCAGAAUCACUAUUUAGGGGUGCAAUUGAUCAAGGUAAUUCUUUGUUGCCAUAUAGUGAAAAAGCAAUUCAAGAGUAAACAUGACAUGGUUGUAUUUGACCAGCUUUGUUUGCCCAACCACAGAGAUAACUAUUAUUAUAAUAAAUGUAACAAACUCAUUUGUGAAUUGAUCAUGCUGAUUAAUUUGCUGCUAUAAAUAUAUAAAGCCAAUUAUAUCCCUUUUUAUAAAUUUUAAUUCACUUCUAUCAUUGCACAUUGACUUUCUACGGGUAUGUCUACACCACCCACCAGAUCAGCAGGCAACGAUCGAUCCAGCGGGGGUUGAUUUAUCGCGUCUAGUCUAGGCGCGAUAA